AGGCCAUCUCAUUUAACUAUCCACCUAGUGCUAUCUUUAGCUUUUACAUUUUUUCACACGAGAGACAUAGAGUGGAGGGCUGGUUAUUUAAAACCUUAGUCAGUUUAUUUCUUCUUCCUCUUGGAAGGAUCUUUGAAGUUCAAGAAAAAAUGGCAAAGAUUUUUGGGAUAUUUGCAUGCUUAGUGAUUGUGGCUUUAGAUGCUGUAGCUGGGCUUCUUGGAAUUAAAGCUGAAGCAGCUCAAAACCAGGAAAAACACUUGAAGCUAUGGUUUUUCGAGUGUAAAGAGCCAAGCCAUGAUGCAUUUAUUCUAGGUUUAGCUGCUGCUGGUCUUCUAUUAGCUGCUCAUAUUCUUGCUAACCUUGUUGGAGGUUGCAACUACUGUUACUGCACUGGUGAUGACAUUCAAAAAGCACCUCCAAGUAGACAAUUAUCUCUUGCUUGUCUUCUUUUCACAUGGAUCAUAAUGGCAGUAGGAAUGGGAAUGCUUGUUAUUGGGACAAUGGCAAACAACAAAUCAAGAGCUUCAUGUGGAUUAUCACAUCAUCAUUUCUUCUCAAUUGGUGGAAUUUUGUGUUUUGCACAUGCCAUCUUUUCCAUAGCAUUCUAUGCCACAUCUACUGUCACACUUGCAUAGUGUCACAUUUUCCUAAUUUAGUUUACUUUACAACGCUUUUUAUUUUAUUUUACUUCCGUUUUUAUUUGUUUGAUCUUUAAAAGAUUGGUGAUGUAUGUGCUGAUAACUAUCGCUUUACAUCAAAGUUGUAAGAAUUAGUUUUGGAGACGA
Lycium ferocissimum is the source of this 785-nucleotide messenger RNA. RefSeq names its product protein VASCULATURE COMPLEXITY AND CONNECTIVITY-like. NCBI's taxonomy places the organism in Eukaryota, Viridiplantae, Streptophyta, Magnoliopsida, Solanales, Solanaceae. The record is from RefSeq and is a predicted model, not a curated record. The transcript is spliced from 3 exons. Bases 150 to 635 code for a protein of 161 amino acids.